AUGUCUCGAAAGAAAAGUAAUCCCGGACCAGUCCUCAUUGAUGACGAUUCCGAAGUCAAACCUAGUCCCAGUGUUGAUGCUACAACACCUGGAAGCCUCUCAAAAUUGUCCAAAGCUAUCCUCACAGAUGAACAGGAACUCAAAAAGGCACAACGGGUACAUGCAAAUCAGCAAAGCGCAUGCUAUGCAUAUUUCAAUCCACCUAUACUUUCUGAUGCAAAGGACAAAAACGGCCGACUAAUGAUUGCUUAUCCGUGCAAGAUGUGUGGCGGCAAGACUAACCGACCAAUAUACGAGUCUUCGCCAACCAACCUCGCAAAGCAUGUUGCCAGUUGCACCAAGAAACAACGUGAGGCAAACUCCAAUCAAAAGCUUGCCGACAUGGGGGUCUCAGGAACCGGGGAUAUUGACCCACGAGAGGUACCCCAGCUUUGCGCCAUCUGGUGUGCACAAUCAGCUCAGCCUUUUGCCUCUCUUGGAGAAACAUCUCAUCUAGGAAUCGUACAUCCGACGGUCAUCAAGAAUCUUCCAAAACGGAGAACAGUCUCAAAUGACAUUGCCAAACUAUAUACCGCUGUGCAAGAGUCGCUCAUUGAAUCGUUCAAGAACACUAAGGGUGCCAUGUACCUUGGGCUUGAUGCUUGGCAGUCACCCAACGGUUUUGACGUCUUAGGGACGGUCAUAUAUAGGCUGGUCAAAGAGGAAGAAGGUGGCUUUCACUUGGAGGCAAUGCCACUUGACUUUGUAAGGUUACAGAAAAGCCACACAGGCCUUUACUUGGCCGAGACCGUUCAGCUUAUUGUUGAAAAAUUUGGCCUGCAGGACAAGAUCUAUGGCAUUGUAACAGACAAUGCAUCUAAUAAUAGGAGUAUGAUUGAGGAGCUCCAAACUUUCCGAUGGCCUCACUUCAAAGGUGAAGCCACUUGGGUAGUCCUGAGGCCUUUCGGAAGCCACAAAAGAACCAAGACCGUGGUCUCUGAUAAUGAAGAAUCGGACGAAGAAGAAACUGAGGAUCAAGACAAUCAGAUCCGAUUGGCAACUCAUGACUCCGCAGAUGAUGGUGAUGAUGAUGAGGAUGAUGCGGGUUCAAUCAUUGAUGAUUCAGCACUGGCAGCCGAGCUCAUUGACGAUGAUGAGGUGGAACUGGAGGAUGAUGAUGUGAAUGAAUUAAGUGAUGAAGACGAGGACGAUCAAUACACAUCCAACUCAUGCAGAAAAACCCUAGCCAAGUUUCGAGCAAUUGCUAGGAAGCUUAACAAGUCACCGAAUUCAAAGGCCCACUUUGUGGAGAUCUGCCAAGAUCUGGAGUGCGUGAGGCCACAUAACAUCGCCCGUGAUGUCCGUACCCGGUGGAAUUCUACGCUGACACAAUUGUCAAGCAUUGUGCGAUGCUCGUCAGCAAUUCUUGAGUGGCAGAAAGAUCGAAGACAUGGUCCAUCUCAAGAGUACUACAUCAACGAGGAUGAUAUUCACUUAGCUCGCGACCUGAUUGAGGUCCUUGAACCCUUUUAUGAAAUUACACUGCAAGUAUCAAUGCAUGGGGCGGCUCGAAUAUCGGACAUUGUGGUCUUCAUUGACCAAAUCACCUCUCAUCUCUCCACCAUCAUAUGUGAUAAGAAAGACAAGUACCCGCCAGCUUUGAGGAAUGCAUGCCGUGCAGGCCUCCAGCUCACCAAUAAGUAUUACACCCUGACUGACUGCUCGCCUCUAUACCGAGUCGCUAUGGUCCUUCACCCCUCGUUCAAAGACGAAUAUUUCAAGCUCGCCAAAUGGAAACCAGAAUGGAUUCAGGAAGCCAUAAGGCUAACUCGCGAGAUGUGGGAAAACCAUUACAAGCCUUCACCUCAAGCAACAAAUUCUCAGCCAGCAAAUCAAGCCAUGCAGGAUAUUCUCUUCUGA
Molecule: messenger RNA, 1899 nt
Organism: Puccinia graminis f. sp. tritici CRL 75-36-700-3
Lineage: Eukaryota; Fungi; Basidiomycota; Pucciniomycetes; Pucciniales; Pucciniaceae
Exons: 11
Coding region: 1-1899 (632 amino acids)
Biological process (GO): regulation of transcription by RNA polymerase II
Cellular component (GO): nucleus
Source: RefSeq, a predicted model, not a curated record